Carlito syrichta (Philippine tarsier) is the source of this 3399-nucleotide messenger RNA. RefSeq names its product potassium voltage-gated channel subfamily H member 8 (gene KCNH8). Gene Ontology annotation, molecular function: voltage-gated potassium channel activity. NCBI's taxonomy places the organism in Eukaryota, Metazoa, Chordata, Mammalia, Primates, Tarsiidae. The record is from RefSeq and is a predicted model, not a curated record. Bases 1 to 3399 code for a protein of 1132 amino acids. The transcript is spliced from 16 exons. Gene Ontology annotation, biological process: regulation of membrane potential; potassium ion transmembrane transport. Gene Ontology annotation, cellular component: membrane.
AUGGAUAAUGUACAGUCAACGAGUGAUUCUGCAAAACGUGAGAAAACGAUUAAUCUGGGAUCACCCCAUUCGCUCACAGUGAAAUCUGUAAUUGAAAGUUUCCCAGUGAUCAUCUUGAACUCUGGCUUUCAGAGGGAGAGAGAGUCUGGAAAUAGCAACUUCAUCCUUGCUAAUGCCCAGGUGGCUAAGGGUUUCCCCAUAGUCUACUGUUCCGAUGGCUUCUGUGAGCUUGCUGGAUUUGCCCGAACCGAAGUCAUGCAAAAGAGUUGCAGCUGCAAGUUCUUGUUUGGGGUUGAAACCAACGAGCAACUGAUGCUUCAAAUAGAAAAGUCACUGGAGGAGAAAACAGAAUUCAAAGGAGAAAUUAUGUUCUACAAGAAGAAUGGGUCUCCAUUUUGGUGCCUGUUGGACAUUGUUCCCAUAAAGAAUGAGAAAGGAGAUGUGGUACUUUUUCUGGCCUCAUUCAAAGAUAUAACAGAUACUAAAGUGAAGAUUACUCCAGAAGAUAAAAAAGAAGACAAAGUCAAGGGAAGAUCGAGAGCAGGGACCCACUUUGACUCAGCCCGGAGACGGAGUCGAGCAGUCCUUUAUCAUAUCUCUGGGCACCUGCAAAGAAGAGAAAAGAACAAAUUGAAAAUAAAUAAUAAUGUUUUUGUAGAUAAACCAGCAUUUCCGGAGUAUAAAGUUUCUGAUGCAAAAAAGUCCAAAUUCAUCCUUUUGCAUUUUAGCACUUUCAAAGCUGGCUGGGACUGGCUUAUUUUGUUGGCGACGUUUUAUGUUGCUGUGACCGUCCCUUACAACGUCUGCUUUAUCGACAACGAUGACUUGUCCACGACUCGGAGCACGACAGUCAGCGACAUUGCGGUGGAGAUUCUUUUUAUUAUAGAUAUCAUUUUAAACUUCCGAACGACUUACGUCAGCAAGUCUGGCCAAGUCAUCUUCGAAGCAAGAUCCAUUUGCAUCCACUACGUCACGACUUGGUUCAUCAUCGAUUUGAUUGCAGCCUUGCCUUUCGAUCUCUUGUACGCGUUCAACGUCACAGUGGUGUCCCUAGUGCAUCUUCUCAAGACGGUGAGGCUGCUGCGGCUCUUACGUCUGCUGCAGAAGCUGGACCGGUAUUCCCAACACAGCACGAUUGUCCUGACCCUGCUCAUGUCCAUGUUUGCCCUCCUUGCCCACUGGAUGGCGUGUAUCUGGUACGUCAUUGGAAAAAUGGAGAGGGAAGACAACAGCCUUCUGAAGUGGGAAGUUGGCUGGCUUCACGAGCUGGGGAAGAGACUGGAGUCUCCGUACUACAACUACACCCAGGGGGGUCCAUCCAUCCGAAGUGCCUACAUUGCCGCCCUGUAUUUCACCCUGAGCAGCCUCACCAGCGUGGGGUUUGGGAACGUCUCUGCCAACACAGAUGCGGAGAAGAUCUUCUCUAUCUGCACCAUGCUGAUUGGUGCCUUGAUGCAUGCCUUGGUGUUCGGAAACGUGACAGCGAUCAUACAAAGGAUGUACUCCCGAUGGUCCCUCUAUCACACUAGAACCAAGGAUCUGAAGGACUUCAUCCGUGUCCAUCACCUGCCCCAGCAACUCAAACAGAGGAUGCUCGAAUAUUUUCAAACAACCUGGUCGGUCAACAAUGGAAUCGAUUCGAAUGAGCUUUUGAAAGACUUUCCAGACGAACUGCGCUCCGAUAUCACCAUGCACUUGAACAAGGAGAUCUUACAGCUGUCCCUCUUUGAAUGUGCCAGCCGGGGCUGCCUCAGGUCUCUGUCUCUACACAUCAAAACCUCUUUCUGUGCUCCAGGGGAAUAUCUGCUGCGCCAAGGGGAUGCUUUGCAAGCCAUCUACUUUGUGUGCUCGGGCUCCAUGGAGGUUCUGAAAGACAGCACGGUGCUGGCUAUCCUUGGGAAAGGAGAUUUAAUUGGAGCAAAUCUAUCCAUCAAGGACCAAGUGAUCAAGACCAACGCAGAUGUGAAGGCUUUGACCUACUGUGACCUCCAGUGCAUCAUUCUCAAAGGACUUUUUGAAGUGCUAGACCUCUACCCAGAAUAUGCUCACAAGUUCGUGGAAGACAUUCAGCAUGACCUCACAUACAACCUUCGAGAAGGUCAUGAGAGUGAUGUGAUAUCAAGAUUAUCGAACAAAUCUACAGUCUCACAGUCAGAGCCCAAGGGAAAUGGUAGCAUCAACAAGAGACUCCCGUCCAUCGUGGAAGACGAGGAAGAGGAUGAGGAUGGGGAGGAAGAGGAGACAGCCUCCCUCUCUCCCAUCUACACAAGGGGAUCUUCCUCUUCGCGCAGCAAGAAGGUUGGAAGCAAUAAAAGCUAUCUAGGCCUAAGCUUAAAGCAACUGGCCUCGGGAACGGUGCCAUUUCACUCACCUAUCCGAGUCUCCAAUUCCAAUUCCCCCAAAGCCAAACCGGAAGCUGACCCGCCCAACCAUGGUAAAAGGAGAGAGAAGAACUUGAAACUGCAACUUAAAACUCUGAAUAGCGCUGGACCCCCAGACCUCAGUCCAAGGAUUGUUGAUGGAAUUGAAGAUGGAAACAGCAGUGAAGAAAGUCAGACUUUUGAUUUUGGCUCUGAACGAAUCAGAACAGAGGCCAGAAUUUCUCCUCCCCUUGGAGACCCAGAGAUUGGAGCUGCUGUUCUCUUCAUCAAAGCAGAGGAGACCAAGCAGCAGAUAAACAAACUCAACAGUGAGGUAACAACACUGACUCAGGAAGUCUCCCAGUUAGGUAAAGACAUGAGGAAUGUGAUGCAGCUUCUGGAAAGUGUUCUGUCCCCCCAGCAGCCACCACAGUUCUGCUCUCUGCACAGCACCUCUGCAUGUCCCCCCAGAGAGAGCUUACAGACCAGAAUGAGCUGGAGCUCGCACCAACCUUGCCUGCACCUGCAGACAGGUGGGACUGCUUAUACCCAAGCACAGCUUUGUCACAGCAAUAUUGCCUCAGACAUCUGGUGUGUGGAUCCCUCCUCUGUGGGGAGCAGCCCCCAACGAACUGGAGUUCAUGAGCAAAACCCUGCAGACAGUGAACUUCCUCAUUCUCCAAACCUGGAGUAUUCGCCUUCGCACCACCAGGUUGUCCAAGAAGGUCACUUGCAAUUUUUAAGGUGCAUCUCUCCACAUUCAGACACCACACUGACGCCGCUGCAGUCCAUUUCAGCAACUCUCUCAUCCUCCAUCUGUUCCUCCUCGGAAACAUCUCUGCACCUCAUUCUCCCAAGCAGAUCAGAGGAGGGCAGCUUCAGUCAGGGAGCUGUGAGCUCCUUCAGUCUGGAAAACUUGCCAGGAUCUUGGAACCAAGAGGGAAGGGCCUCGGCCUCUACCAAACCCUUGGAGAGCUUUCCCCUGGAAGUUGUCUCAAGCACAGCAGAAACAAAAGAUAACAAAGCCAUAAACGUAUGA